UCUAAAUUUUAGGAAGCUGACUUUUCUUCAUCGUCCAGGUUCAAUGUAACGCACUGUGAAAUAUAUUCCCCAAAGCUAUCAUUUUUUAUGCUUUACUAAAUUCGCCACCAUUCUCUACCGCCGUCUGUUCCGCCUCUGAGAAGAAUGGCUUCUGAUGGAUUCCGGCCCCUGGACGAAAAAUCGGUGGCGGAGUACAUAAAAUCGACUCCGUCUCUGACUUCAAUACUAGUGGGAAAUGAACCACAUCAGCUCGAUAAACUGGAAAUUAGAGAAGUGGGUGAUGGAAAUCUCAACUUUGUUUACGUUGUUAUUGGUUCUUCUGGUUCUCUUGUCAUCAAACAGGCCAUCCCAUAUGUAAGAUGUAUUGGCGAGUCCUGGCCAAUGUCAAAGGAACGUGCUUAUUUUGAGGUGACAACUUUAAAAGAGCAUGGACGCUUAUGCCCUGAACAUACUCCUGAAGUUUACCAUUUUGACCGAACCAUGUGUUUAAUUGGCAUGCGCUACAUUGAACCGCCUCAUAUAAUCUUAAGGAAAGGACUGAUUGCAGGGAUUGAGUAUCCAUUGCUUGCUGAGCAUAUAUCACACUACAUGUCUAAGACACUUUUUUUCACUUCCUUGAUUUAUCUUACGACUACCGACCACAAGCGUGCAGUUGCAGAGUUUUGUGGAAAUGUGGAAAUGUGUAGACUCACAGAACAGGUGAUCUUCUCUGAUCCAUACAAAGUUUCCCAAUAUAACCGCUGGACAACUCCUUAUCUUGAUGCUGAUGCAGAGGCAGUGCGAAAUGAUAACAAUUUGAAGCUUGAAAUUGCAGAGCUAAAGUCAAAGUUUUGUGAAAGAACACAAGCUCUUAUACACGGCGAUUUCCAUACAGGUUCUGUCAUGGUCACUCCCGAGUCAACUCAAGUCAUUGAUCCUGAAUUUUCAUUUUAUGCCCCAAUGGGGUUUGAUAUUGGAGCAUUUAUUGGGAACCUAGUUUUGGCUUACUAUGCUCAAGAUGGGCAUGCAAAUCAGGGUAAUGACCGCCAGUUAUAUAAAGAAUGGAUUUUGAAGACAAUAGCAGAUACUUGGAGCCUCUUCCACAAAAAGUUCAUUGCUUUAUGGGAUGAACAGAAGGAUGGGCCUGGUGAGGCAUAUCUUUCUGAUAUAUAUAACAAUUCUGAGGUUCAGAAUCUGGUAAGAGAGAAGUAUAUGAAAGAUGUAUUUCAUGACACCCUUGGAUUCGGCGCUGCCAAGAUGAUAAGGAGAAUUGUUGGCGUAGCUCAUGUUGAGGAUUUUGAAUCAAUCUCGGAUAUUGGGAAACGAGCUAAAUGUGAAAGGCAAGCUCUGGAAUUCGCAAAAUUGCUUUUGAAAGAACGACGCAAUUUCCAGAGCAUUGAAGCAGUUGUUUCCACCAUUAAACAUCAUAACACUUGGUGAAGUUAAGAUAAAGCAGCUGUUGCUCUGUGACACCUAUGACUUCUCCCGUUUGAGCGACUUUAAACACAAAAUAACAGCAGUGAUCGUUGAUUAGCCAUGCAUCGUUUUGAAAAAUUUGAAUUUCCUAUUCUCUUUUGCAUGCAUAAAUAUUGUAACAGUCUCACCUUUGUACAAAUUGUACUACAAUUUACAUUGUGCCAAUAUAU
Molecule: messenger RNA, 1625 nt
Organism: Cuscuta europaea
Lineage: Eukaryota; Viridiplantae; Streptophyta; Magnoliopsida; Solanales; Convolvulaceae
Source: the annotation of a GenBank genome assembly